CGCUUUACCUCCGUGGGGUGUUGAAAAAACCACCUGUCCCCGGUGGCAGAGAACCACUACCCGCUAGCCAGCCAACACACACUAGACAGGGUAGACACUGAGGUUUCUCCAUUUUCUUGAACUUUCUUUCACUCUCCAUUCUUCGCCACCACGACGUUCUUACGGUAUCGUGCAGUUAGGGUUUGUUUACAGGGCAGCAGACAAAGAUGACAAUGGAAGAUAUAUCUUGGAAUUUGAAGCUGUCAGAGGUGAAGCAGAGGAGUCUCGGAAAAGCCCACGAGACCUUGCGCGCCCAAGCAGAUUCCAUGAUCCAAUUCAGUGUGCAGUGGAAGGAGCUUGUGGACCUCUUCGACUCCACCAGGAACUCGCUCCAGACCGAAUUACAAGAGCUCCAAGAGCUGAAGAAGGAAAUCGACUGUAGAUUGGCGGAUUUUGAAACCAAAGAGUUGAACUUCAACUUGGUGAUGGAAGCUAAAGCCAAGCAAUUGCAGGGCAUUGUACAGGAGGUUGAAGAGAGUAAGUCCCAAUUGCAAUCCCUUAAGUUGUCUAUUCAAGAACAUUGCGAAAAAUAUGAGGUUGAAGUGAAUCGAUUGGGGAAAGUACAGAAAUUGGUUAAAGGCAAGGAGAGGCAAUUAAAUGCAGUUCAGGGUAAGGUUGUCGAACAGUGGAAAGAAUUUGAUUUGAAAGAUGAGGAAAUUAGAGCCAAACAAACAUUGAUUGAAGAAUAUGACAGAGAGAUGAAAUCCAAGGAGCAGAAACCUGGUUUGAUUCAUAAAUUAGUGCUGGAGUACUCGAAUGCAAUUGAAUCGAAAAUAAAAGAUUUUAAUUUGCUUGAGAAAUCAGUGGGGGUGUGGGACUGCAAACUUGAAUUGAGAGAGUUGGAAAUUAAAAGGUGGUUUGAGAAGCUUGAAAAACAAUUUGAGUCAAAAGUUGAGGAACUUAAUUUGAUUGAUAAGAGGGUCAAGGAUUGCAUGAAUGAGGUUCAGUUGAAAGAAAAGCUUUUAUAUCCCCGCGAAAAGCAUUUGGAUUCUCUUGAUAAGUCGAUUCAAGAAUGUGCGAGGCGACUCCAACAACAGGCCAAAGAGCUGGAAUUGAAACAACAACAAUUUGAGAAGUCCACUGAAGAACACACCCGAAAGCAGAAAUCGAAGGAGAAGGCUGAUACCCUUCAUUCUCAAGUGAAGGUUGAGCAAUUGGAAUGCAUCCUUAACAACAAUGCUGUUGUUCCUUCGCCUACAAACAAUCAAUCAAGCAUCAUCAGAGAUGGUAGGAGCUUGCAGGUGUUCAUGAAUGAGUAUUUUAGGAUGACUGAUAGACUGUCUGCGGAAGUCUCAACUGGUCUACACGUGUCAUCAGACCCAGCAAAAUUAGUUUUGGAUGCAAUGCAAGGGUUUUACACUUCAAAUUCAACUGUGGGAAACAGGGAGUUUGGUUUUGAUUUGAGUGUAAUUCGAAGGAGCUGUGUUCAUUUGUUAAAGGAGUUAAAGAGGGUCUCACCAGAAAUUAAUGAUCAGGUGAGAGAAGAAGCGAAGAAGUUGGCGGGUGAUUGGAAAGCUAAGAUGAUUGUGGCAGCUGACAAUUGGUUGGAGGUUUUGGGUUAUUUGUGGCUUCUUACUGCAUAUGACUUGGCCUCUACUUAUGACGUUGGGGAGCUUCAAACUCUUCGUGGUAUAGCUGCCGAGCAUGGAUUGCCAGCUGAAAGGUGUGGGAUCCUUGACAUGGCAGAUAAGGCACCUGCAAGUGGCAUCAGUUGCUCCACUAUCAAAACAGAGAAACCAGAAUCUUCACUUGGUGAGAAUGCAGCAACCUUUUCUUCUCCAAAUCUUCAACUAACUGCCACCACAAAUGCUAGGAAUUUGCAGGGGGUUCCAAAUGAGCAUUUGAGUAGGAGUCAUUUCACACAGAAUGAAACUUUGCAGAUUGCUACAGAUGCAUUGCCUUCUGCGUUAAAUGGGGAUGGGUUUGUAAAGCUUCUUGGGAUGAUUUCUCGGGAUAAACAGCUUCUCGAAUAUUAUCGGGGAUUUGGUUUUGGAGAUAAGAUCACUGCGGAUGUUAUUGCAAAUCUUAUUGAGAGGAAGCAACUGAUUGAGGCUGUUAGAUGCAUUUACACCUUCAAUUUAAUGGACAAGUUUCCCCCGGUACCACUCUUAAAAGAAUACGUGGAUGAUAUACAGAAGCAUUCCUGGAAAAAGUACGUGAAAAGGAAAUCACUUGAUGAAAAGGAUAAGAUUGCAGACAAUCAAAUGGUUGAUCUAUUAGAUGUGAUUCAAUGUAUCAAAGACUACAACCUCGAGUCUGAAUACCCAUCCAGGGACAUUGAAGUAGAAAUAACUAAGCUGCAAAAACUAAAGGAGAACUACAAACGUUGUCAUGCCUCCAAGGUUGAACAACAGCAGAAAAAAGGGACGAAACGUAGUUUUGAUGCUUUUGCUCCCAAGUUUCAACCACAACAUCCUAAAAGUAAAUGUAAGCUGACAACAGUAGCAGCUGCUACACCAUAUGCGUUGCCAACUCCCACCUCUGGAUAUCCUCAGUCAAGUUCAUCCACUUUGCCGUAUGAAAACAAUGGACGCCCUGGGCAAUUCGGCAUGGGUGCCAGCUACAAAGACAUUUCCAAAGGAAAUUGUUUCCAUUGCGGCGAGUUAGGACAUUGGAGCCGCAACUGUCGGAAAUACUCAUCGGAGAAAGAGAAAUUAGAUAUGACAAAAAUUAUCUGCGUAAAGUCCCUUGUGGAUAAAGGGGUUCAAGGAAAGAAAGAAGCUACGUGAUGGAAGAUUUACUUCGCUCUGUAGCUCAGGCAGUGGGAAUGGUUAAAGCAAGGAAUUUCAUAAGAAUAGUACUUUAAUUUUGUCAAGCAUAUUAUAUGUACAUGCAGUAAGACUUAACAUCCUUUCAGUAGCGUGUUUAAUAGAUGAUAAUUUCCUGUAAAUUUUUCAAAUAAAAUUUGUGUUUG
This is a messenger RNA of Prunus mume (Japanese apricot), 2953 nucleotides long. RefSeq lists its product as uncharacterized. Lineage: Eukaryota; Viridiplantae; Streptophyta; Magnoliopsida; Rosales; Rosaceae. The record is from RefSeq and is a predicted model, not a curated record.